Messenger RNA from Corythoichthys intestinalis (scribbled pipefish), 1930 nucleotides. RefSeq names its product protein disulfide isomerase family A, member 6 (gene pdia6). Lineage: Eukaryota; Metazoa; Chordata; Actinopteri; Syngnathiformes; Syngnathidae. The transcript is spliced from 13 exons. Gene Ontology annotation, molecular function: protein-disulfide reductase activity; protein disulfide isomerase activity. Bases 125 to 1456 code for a protein of 443 amino acids. Gene Ontology annotation, biological process: response to endoplasmic reticulum stress. Gene Ontology annotation, cellular component: endoplasmic reticulum lumen. The record is from RefSeq and is a predicted model, not a curated record.
CAGCCAAUCAGAGUGGGCCACGGUGAAUCUCUUCCAGUGAAUUUAUCCAAGGCAGCUACAUCGAACGGCGGUAGUCUUCAUAGUGCGUGUUAACGUUGAAAGAAUAUUGGAAGGUGCUACAAUCAUGAAACCCUUACUUUCUGGAGUGUUGUUCGGUUGCUCGCUGCUUGUUGGUGUGCAAGCUUUUUAUUCUUCUAGCGACGAUGUCAUCGAACUGAACCCGUCCAACUUCAACAAAGAGGUGAUCCAGAGUGACAGUUUGUGGCUGAUCGAAUUCUACGCUCCUUGGUGCGGUCACUGUCAAAGGUUGACGGCAGACUGGAAGAAGGCAGCCACAGCCCUGAAGGGUAUUGUCAAAGUUGGUGCAGUCGAUGCAGACCAGCACAAGUCUUUGGGAAGCCAAUAUGGCAUCUCGGGCUUCCCUACACUCAAGAUUUUUGGUGCAAACAAGAACAAACCUGAGGCAUAUCAAGGUGCACGCAGUAGCCAAGCCAUCGUGGAUGGAGCCAUGAAUGCUCUACGUUCUCUGGUCAAUGAACGACUCAGUGGCAAGUCUGGCAGCUCAGGAUACAGCAAACAGCAUGGUAGCGGUGGCAGUGGCAACAAAAACGACGUGGUGGAACUCACAGAUGACAACUUUGACAAGACUGUGCUGCAGAGCGAUGAUGUGUGGUUGGUGGAGUUUUUUGCUCCUUGGUGUGGCCACUGCAAGAAUCUGGAGCCUGAGUGGGCAGCUGCUGCUUCAGCAGUCAAAGAUCAGACGAAGGGCAAAGUUCGCCUGGGAGCUGUGGAUGCAACUGUACAUCAGGCUGUGUCCAGUCGCUAUGGGAUCCGAGGUUUCCCCACUAUUAAGAUCUUCCGCAAAGGGGAGGAGCCCGAGGACUACCAGGGGGGACGUACCCGCGGCGACAUAAUUGAAAGGGCCUUGGACUUAUUCUCUGAUAAUGCCCCUGCUCCUGAACUACUUGAGAUUCUUAAUGAAGAUGUCCUGAAAAAGACUUGUGAGGACAGUCAACUGUGCAUCAUUGGCAUCCUCCCACAUAUUCUGGACACAGGUGCUGCUGGUAGAAACGGCUACCUGGAUGUGAUGAUGAAGAUGGCCGACAAAUACAAGAAGAAGAUGUGGGGCUGGCUAUGGGCUGAGGCUGGCACUCAGAUGGAGCUGGAGGCCUCGCUAGGUAUUGGUGGCUUCGGCUACCCUGCCAUGGCUGCCAUCAACACACGCAAGAUGAAAUUUGCUCUGCUCAGGGGAUCCUUCAGUGAAACAGGGAUUCACGAGUUCCUCAGGGAGCUUUCUGUUGGAAGAGGCUCGACUGCCACUUUGGCAGGUGGUGUAAUACCCAAGAUUCACACAGUUGAACCUUGGGACGGAAAAGAUGGACAGCUUCCUGAGGAGGAGGAGUACGACCUCAGUGACGUGGAGCUGGAUGAUGACUAUAAUAAGAUUGAGUUAUGAGGCUCACAAUCUAAAAAAAGGGGGGAGGGCGGGCUGGGAUUUGAUCCAGGUUUUCUUGGAUGUGGUCUGGUCACACGUGAGCCACCUCCCCUUCUCCUGUGGAUGAAUGGAAGGACCGGUCGGUCGCCGUUACUGAAAUACUCCAGGGGAUGCCUGAAUGUCAUCCACAAAGAGGGGAAGGCUACAUCGCUCACACAAAUGCUGAAUUUAUACUCCAGCAUAUUUAAGAGUGAGGAAGCUUUUUCAUUCAACCUUUUAUUUGUUUUUUAAUGUGGACUAUAAGAACCCCUCAUGUGGAAUAUUUUUUUGUUUUUUUGCUUUUUCUUCCUGGUUUUCAAUCCAGCGGGUGAAAAAUGUUGGGGGAUGUUCAUGAUGAAGUGGCGACACCUCGUGUAGAUUUUUCUUACACAAACUUUAUUUCAAUUGUGUGAAAACAUUUGUUACGAUAAUAAAACAAUAAAAACAGCCACCGUC